This is a messenger RNA of Aaosphaeria arxii CBS 175.79, 1938 nucleotides long. RefSeq names its product peptidase S10, serine carboxypeptidase. The coding region runs from base 203 to 1831 and encodes 542 amino acids. Gene Ontology annotation, biological process: proteolysis. The record is from RefSeq and is a predicted model, not a curated record. Gene Ontology annotation, molecular function: serine-type carboxypeptidase activity. Gene Ontology annotation, cellular component: fungal-type vacuole. The transcript is spliced from 4 exons. Lineage: Eukaryota; Fungi; Ascomycota; Dothideomycetes; Pleosporales.
CCCAGGAUAAGCAAGACUCGCGUCAAUUCUAUCUACAGCCAUAGAGGUAAUUAGGCAUGGAUGCCUGGACGAAAUAAUAGAAUAUAAAUACCAACCAAAAACACCAAGCAAGAAACCCCAUCGACGCACUCUCACAGCGUCUUCACUCCCCCUCCAAUCCCCCCAAUCCCUCCCCGCCAUAGUGACCGUACCACACUCCACCAUGGCACGCACAAUCCUCCUCACAGCGCUGCUCUUCAGCGCGACCCUCGCUUUCGCCCGCAAGCCCACUCUGGAAGAACGCCAGAUCCCCAAGGAUCCCUCUGGCGUAAUGACGAUCACGUCUCCGCAGGGCGCGAGCAUCCGGUUUAAGCAGCCGGGGAAGCAGGGUAUCUGCGAGACGAAGGAGGGAGUCGAUGAUUAUGCGGGAUACAUUAGUCUGGACGAGAAGACGAAUAUGUUUUUCUGGUUCUUUGAGGCGAGGGAGAAUCCUGGGGAGAAGCCGUUGACUUUGUGGCUUAAUGGUGGGCCUGGGAGUGAUAGCUUGAUUGGGUUAUUUGAAGAACACGGUCCAUGCAACGUCUCCGAGGAUCUGAAAACGCACUGGAACCCCUAUUCCUGGAAUGAGGCAUCCAACAUGUUAUAUCUCUCCCAACCCGUCGGUGUAGGCUUCUCCUACGAGACUACCGAGACCGACAAGGAUGGUCGAUACUCGCUCGUUGAUCCCGAUACCACCAACACGACUGACGCUGCAGCCGUCGGUGCGUGGCAUAUCUUGCAAGCGUUCUUGGAUUUGUCUCCCCAGCUUGAUCCCGAUAUCACGAAUUUUACGUUCAAUAUCUGGACUGAGAGCUAUGGAGGUCAUUAUGGGCCGUCUUUUUACAACUACUUUUACAAGCAGAAUGAGGCGAUCAAGAAUGGGUCAGUUCAGGGAGUUGAGCUUCAGAUGGACACGUUGGGCAUAAUCAAUGGUAUCAUUGAUGAAGACAUUCAAGCACCAUAUUACCCAGAAUUCGCCGUCAACAACACCUACGGCAUCAAAUCAAUCAACGACACAAUCUACACAUUCAUGAAGCAAGCAUACUACAUGCCCGAAGGCUGCCACGACCAAAUCGGCUACUGCAAACAAGUCGACCGAUCCACCGAGUACGGCCAAUACAUCUGCGCCGCGGCCACCAACCUCUGCCGCAGCCUGGUCGAAGAACCCUACUACGCCUUCGGCGGCCGCGGCGUCUACGACAUCCGCCUCUCCUACGAAGCCGGCACCAACGACCCCCCAGGCUACUGGCUCGACUUCCUCAACAGCGCCGCCAUCCAAGAAAUCAUCGGCGUCAACAUCAACUACACCGCCACCAACGCACGCAACGUGUCCCGCGGGUUCUCCCAGACCGGCGACUUCGUCUUCCCCACAUUCAUCACCGACAUCCAGGAGAUCCUCUCCUACGGCGUGCGCGUCGCACUCCUCUACGGCGACGCAGACUACAUCUGCAACUGGUUCGGCGGCGAGGCCGUCUCCCUCGCUAUCAACUACACUAACUCUGCCGCCUUUAGAGCCGCGGGGUACGCUCCGUUCCUCGUCGACGGGGAGGAGUACGGUGCGGUGAGGGAGUAUGGGAAUUUCUCGUUCACGAGGAUUUAUGAGGCAGGGCACGAGGUGCCGUAUUAUCAGCCCAAGGCGAGCUUGGAGCAUUUUAAGAGGGUGCUGGAGAAGAGGGUUAUUGCGGAUGGGGAGGGGGUUGUUACGGGGGAUUAUGGGACGAAUGGGACGGCUGAGUCGACGCAUACAGAGCCAUUUGUGCCGUUGCCUUCGCCGACGGCGUCGAGUACGGGCGGUGCUGGGAAGUUGGUUUGAGGAGAGUCGUGUAAGGGGGGUGUAUAUUGCUUAGUGACGAGCUUAUGGAUGUUGUAUAAUGGUAAUGAUAAUUCUGUUGGUACUUUCGAAUCUGUGAUCAGUGUUCA